Ectocarpus sp. CCAP 1310/34 is the source of this 2181-nucleotide messenger RNA. Lineage: Eukaryota; Phaeophyceae; Ectocarpales; Ectocarpaceae. The record is from the annotation of a GenBank genome assembly.
AUGGUCGAUUUAUUCCCGUGCUUUUCAUGUGCUCUUCAGGACAUGUGUGCACUCACCAAAACCGACCUCUCUAUCGCGCAGGAUGACGUCUACCCGAAAGCCCCUUCCAUCAUGUUCUACAAGAUGUUCCUCGACGAGAGCGUUCGCUUCAGCCUCUCCGAGUACGACGCGCUCUCCAUCAUCGAGCCGGACGUGCUCGUCGCCAGCGACAACUCUUUCGAGGAGCUUUACCACGCCGCGUUCCGCGUGAACGAGGAGUUCUGGGUGAAGGGAAGCAACCUCGAGGGCACCUCGUUCCCCUCAAGCGCUGAGGCGUCGGAGAUGUGGCAGGUGCUCGGCCACAUCAACGGCAACGCCAUCUACAACAACGACGACCCGGCGUUCGUCGAGUACGUGGAGUACACUCGGGCCCGCUGGGGAUACGAGCACCCGUACGACGUGGCGCUGUGGAUGACUAUCUCGGACUUCCCGUAUAGCAGGCCUCUCUACCAGCGGUACUCGAGCAAGUUCGUCGUAACCAACCUGGUGGGCAACUACAGCAGGUACACAACGAUGAUUCGCCCGCAACCUGGCGAAGGCAUGAGACCCAAUCCCCCGCCCCUCUACUGGGUCAGCAAUAACAACAGUCCCACCGUUGACUUCUCCAUGCCCGCUCCUUUGCACGUCCGCUACGUCUUCAAGAUCUCGUACGUCGGAGACGAGCACGUGACCCAGGACACAGUCUCCGACGCCGUUGCCGGCAAGACUCUUUUCAUCCACGGCGGUGACGUAGCGGACGUCAUAACCGCCUCCGCCCCGCCCCCGCCCCCCGUUGUUGUCCAAGAAACUGCGCGAAGGAGCCAGCGUCGCCGAAAACUCCAGAAGCGCAGGACGCGCGGGAAUCGGAGGAGGGGGAAUGACGGCGAUGAAACCCUCAAGUGCACGGACGGGUGCAAGUACACGAGCAACGACGGGACCAGGGGACGCGUGUGUGACGCGAACUGCUCGAGGCGUGACGUGCACGGUACCCUCGGAUGCGGCACGAAGGACGGGGCGUACGGGACGGAAUGCCGCGCUUGCUACAACGACGGCGACGAGGCACACAAGCAAGAUACACCGGGGAACCGGGCGAUCAUGUGCUCGACCGUGAUGCCAGUGGACGUCCGCAGCCUUUGGCUAUCCAUCGACAACGAGGACUAUUCUCUUCAAAUCGGGCAAGCGAUGGAAGGAGAGGAUGGCGAGGAGGAAGUGGAGGGCAGCUUCGAGCGUGUAGGCGUCGAUGGUGUCAGGGAGGGUGUUAUCUCCUUUUUCGAGGAGGCGGCCGAACGACCAUUUUUCCAGGACCUGAAGCGCGGCAACCUGUGCGCCUUCGUCGGUGGGCGGGUAGACGAGGAGGCCAUGUGGGAGGUGACGGUGAAGAGCAUCCUGCAGUUCAUGCCGGGCAUGAGGGUGGCCAUCGCGGCUGGGGCGAAGGGACUUGACGCAUACGAGAGGUCCAUGGGCGGUCGCCCCGGUGUCACCAUUUCCAGCACCCAGAAUCCCGCCACGGCGAGCCUGUUCGCCGAUCGGUUCUGCGGGGCCGGCACCGCUCUCAUCUUGUACGUCGAGCCGGGGUCCGUUCUCUCCCGGCCCUUCACCUUCAAGGAUACCCACUCCCCGCGGGGCGACCUCCUGGUCGUGCACGGGGGUGGUCAGGGGAGCUACCGCAACGACGAGCGGAGCCGUCGCUCGGGGUUGGUCCUCGGAUUGGAGGCGCCGUCCUUCACGCGCGGCACCGACCUGAUGCUGCCGGUCGGCGCAAACAAGGACCUCCGGGAGUCGCUGGGAAUGGAAAUGCAGGCAGACAGCGUACGGCGCGACGGCGACGGGGCUGCGGUGACGGCCCUGGCCGAACCGGUGGACUUCGAGGAAGUUUCCUCCGUCCCUCAGGCAAGAAACCGUAUGUUGGCCGCGCUCGCCUAUGCCCGCAACACGCCGGGAGUGUGGUUUGGCGACCCCCAGGUCUGGUCGGGUCAACGCCUCUUUCAGGAGGCGUCCAUCUGGGAUAUUCCCCUGGCCAAGCCCCGCUUCACCUGUGCCAUCGCCCUUACCCUGGAGCCCGAUAGCCUACACGCUGCCACAACUUUGCAAAACAACCUUGACUUCUUCUCCAGAGGGGGGAAAUGCGAAGACGGUUUGAUCGAAUACUCGAGAUGGUUUUGA